UUGCAGAUGCGUUGCCAGAAACCGAGCCUCCUUUGGCCGAAUCAAUCAAAACUGUUAGCGAAAACAGAAUUGAUUUUAACCCAUCUUCCCCAGAGUAUCAUACUUGCGCCUGUAGAUCUUAUACUGCAAAUCUAAAAGACGUCAAAUUAGACAUUGCAGUUAUACAAAAACAAAUAGAAUCUAUUAACCGGGUCAUAGAUUCGACAAACGAUAUUAUAGAAUCUAUGAGUGUUAUAUUGAACCCCUCAGGCACGGAAAUCCAUCAUAUAUCAUACGACCUUAGAGUUGAAACAUUGCUCAGAGAGUUUUCGUCAAUUUUAAACGAGAAAAAUAGAGAAUUGGAGCAACGAGAUAAUAUUAUUAAUAGUAUUCAAGAAAAAUUAAUCAAGGUCGAUAAUGAAUAUCAAAAUGUUGAAUUCCUAGUUGCAGAACGCCGUGAACAAGAACAAUGCCAACACAAUAGAAAUCACAAUGGGCUGAUCCAUAAUGAGAGCAGAAGCAUUUUCCCUAAAAUCCAGGCGGGUGAUACCAAUAUAAAUAUGCAAAAUCAAGAAACUAGUGAAAAUUUACACCCGGUCAAUAACAAAGAAAUUGUCCAAAUUAAAGCCCUUCCACAAAAGAUAAAAUCCGGAUUUAAAGAUUCGGUCGAGCUGAAGCUACAAAUUAACCUGUGCCACACGAACCACCUAUCUCUAGAUCUAAUGAACGUUCUCAGCAG
This is a messenger RNA of Paramuricea clavata, 718 nucleotides long. The record is from the annotation of a GenBank genome assembly. Lineage: Eukaryota; Metazoa; Cnidaria; Anthozoa; Malacalcyonacea; Plexauridae.